Molecule: messenger RNA, 1895 nt
Organism: Suillus discolor
Lineage: Eukaryota; Fungi; Basidiomycota; Agaricomycetes; Boletales; Suillaceae
Product: general substrate transporter
Exons: 4
Coding region: 59-1684 (541 amino acids)
Biological process (GO): carbohydrate transport; transmembrane transport
Cellular component (GO): membrane
Molecular function (GO): carbohydrate:proton symporter activity
Source: RefSeq, a predicted model, not a curated record
GCAGAACUAAAAAUGCGGGAACGCACACUGCUUCUGCCCGCCCCUUCUGCUUUCCACCAUGGGUUUCACAGACGCACUGGCAGAUUUUUCGCGUCAUCGCAAUGCAUACACCCUCGCCCUGUCUGCAUCUAUGGGAUCUAUCUUCUUCGGUUGGGACACCGGACUCAUGGGUGGCAUUUUAACCCUUACGUCUUUCCAGCGCUACUUUGGUAUCGAUAAGUUGUCCGCAUCUGCUCAAGCCAAUUUCAAUGGCAAUAUCGUGUCAGUUAUGCAGGCUGGAUCCAUCUUCGGUGCCUUAUCGACUAGUUGGGCAUCCAGUCGUUUUGGGAGGAAACGGUCUCUAAUUGCUUCGGGCGUUAUAUACACCAUCGGAAGCCUGAUUCAAUCCGUCGCUGGCCUCGGAAGCAGCCAGGCUGUCGCUCUUCGAGUACUAUACUUUAGCCGCGUCUUUGCUGGCAUCGGAGUGGGCAUGGUAUCCGCCCUGGCUCCCUCAUACAUAUCAGAGUGUAUGCCCAGACACAUCAGGGGGAGGUGUACCGGCCUUGUCCAAUUCUCUGACAAUAUUGGUAUGAUGCUGAGUUUCUGGGUGAACUACAGCGCUUCUAUCAAUAUUCCAUAUAGCGACAUGCAGUGGCGUAUGCCUUUCAUGAUUCAGCUUGUCCCGGGUGUCCUCUUCAUCCUUCUCAUGAUUCCACAACCAGAGUCACCCCGUUGGUUGGUCGAGCGGGGGCGCUACGAUGAGGCCGCAAGGACGCUUGCAUAUGUUGUUCGAACGUCAGUCGAUGACAAAGCUGUUCUUCUUACACUCGACGAGAUCAAAGCGGACUUCAUCGGCAAGCAGCGAACAUCUUUGGUUACUCAGUUCCGCAUGAUGGGAGAGUCACGUCAGGUUGCGCUCCGCUGCUUUAUCCCCUCUAUCCUUACCUUCUUCCAGCAAUGGACUGGUACAAACGCUGUCAACUACUUCAGCCCGCAGAUCUUUGCUGCGCUUGGUAUUACUGGCACAGCAUCUGGCCUAUUUGCAACAGGAAUAUACGGUCUCGUGAAAGUCAUCGCUGUCGGUCUUACCCUGGCAUUUGCUGUGGAAAGUUGGGGUCGCAAGAUGUGCCUCUUCGUGGGCGCCGUGGGGCAAGGUUUAACCAUGCUCUGGAUUGGUGCCUUCGGCGCCAUCCACCCGCAGAGUACUUUUAUACCUGCGAGUUACGUGUCAAUCGUCGCCGUCUACCUCUACGCAGUAUUUUAUUGUAUCGGCUGGGGACCUCUACCGUGGGUCGUGGCCAGCGAAGUUGCACCCAAUCAUGUCCGCGCAGCCACACUUACUGUCGCGGUCAGCAUCAACUGGUUGUUCUCAUUCAUGAUAUCACGCUUGACUCCAGUCAUGCUGGAGAAGAUCACGUACGGGACAUUCCUGCUCUUUGGCAUCUGCUGCGUGAUCAUGGCAGCGUGGACAUAUUUCUUCCUCCCUGAGACGAAGGGGUAUGCGUUGGAGGACAUCAAGUAUCUGUUCGAGAAGGAUGUGGUAGUGAGGUCUUUGGAGGAUGCGCCUGGUGGACGCAUGUUCCUUGGAGGCAAGCGAGCGACGCCUGUGGCAGACAUGAGGGGAGGGGCAGAUAUCCAGGAGUCGAGUGACAGUUCCCAAAAGGGGGAUGAAGAGUGUAUUGAAGUUUCCAAUUUCCAGAUUUGAUUGUUACAGGUUUGAUUUCCUCAAAGUGCUUCCGCGUACGUCGCCAACUCCCAGAAGCAUUUUGUACCCCAUAGUUUCAGUACAAUGAGGAAUGUUAUACCGGCUUUCAGUAUUGACCCGCAUCAAGAGUGAUGCCCUUGCGGUGACCUUGCCUUGUUUUCUCCAGGAAAUUGCUGAGCAGAACAGAGACAAGUUUGCCAGGCAUUCGAGG